AUGAUUCAGUCGCUUGAGGACUUGUUGAGGACCUGCGUACUGGAUCAUCUAGGUGCUUGGGAUGAUGUUUUGCCCUUUAUAGAGUUCACUUACAACAAUAGUUUCCAUGCGAGUAUCGGCAUGACACAGUAUGAGGCUCUAUACAGAAGGAAGUGUAGGACCCCUCUUUAUUGGUAUCAAGAUGGGGAAGCAGUAUUGGUUGGGCCAGAGUUAUUGGAGCAGACCACCACUGAGAAAGUGAGAAUGGUGAGAGACAGGAUGCAGGCCUCUCAAAGUAGGCAAAAGGCUUAUGCAGACCGCAGGACGAGGCCCUUGGAAUUCGCGACUGAAGAUCACGUGUUCCUGAAGUUGAGGAAAUAUGUGUUUGAUCUGUCUCAUGUGUUGGAGGCCAAGGAUGUGCAGAUCAGGGAGGAUCUCACUAUGAAGGUACCACCAAUGACUUUAGAAGAUAGCAGAAUUGAGGAACUUCGAGGAAAACCAGUCAAUCUUGUCAAAGUUAUCUGGGAUUGGAGGAUAUGUGACUCUACUUGGGAGUUGGAGGAAGACAUGAGGAUGUCGCGUCCAUAUUUGUUUCUUAAAUCCAAUCUUCCUUUUGUGCCACUGUCUCCAGCUCUUAAAUUUGCUCUUGGAGCUGCUGUGGUUAUGGGCUUAGGUGUCGAAACAAACCUGUAUGUUGACUUGCGCGAACAGUGGAGAAAAUCGGAUAAUCUCGCCCAAGCGAGUGGUGCUCGCCUAAGCGAGAGUAUCAGGAAACCCUCUCUGGUGUUGCGCGAGCUGUCGCUCAGGCGACAUGCUCCAGUCUUGAGCGAGAGGCCAUCUCGCUCAGGCGAGGAGGUAUCGCCUAAGCGAGAGAACGUGACAGCACCACUAUUCCCUCUUUGA
This is a messenger RNA of Vigna unguiculata (cowpea), 882 nucleotides long. The record is from RefSeq and is a predicted model, not a curated record. Lineage: Eukaryota; Viridiplantae; Streptophyta; Magnoliopsida; Fabales; Fabaceae.